Messenger RNA from Prunus avium (sweet cherry), 1365 nucleotides. RefSeq lists its product as uncharacterized. The record is from RefSeq and is a predicted model, not a curated record. NCBI's taxonomy places the organism in Eukaryota, Viridiplantae, Streptophyta, Magnoliopsida, Rosales, Rosaceae. Gene Ontology annotation, molecular function: protein binding.
AUGAAUAUUGAUGAUCUUCCUCAGCAUCUGUUGGUUGAAAUCCUUUGUCGACUUCCUAGCAGUAAAAUCGUUUUUCAGUGCAAGUGUGUGUCCAGACGUUGGUUUGCUCUAAUCUCAGAUCCUUAUUUUGUCCUCCGCUUUGUAUCUCUGCAAAAAUGCACAACUGAUGAUGUAUUGGUUCAAAGAGACGCUGAUAUGGAUGCGAUAUUAUUCUAUUUCAAUAAUCUGAUACAUGGACGGUAUUUGAUUUGGGAUUAUUUUGUCAUGGCUGCACUUCCGGCCAAGUGCAAAUCACGCAAUUUAUCUCUCAGUUUCCUUCCUUGUUUUGAUCAGACCACACUACCAAAGCCACGCAUUUUAGGGACAUAUAAUGACUUAAUCUUGUGCUCAACCACUUGGGAAGAAGAUUACUACAUCUGCAAUCCAUACACCAGGCAAUGGAUUGCUCUUCCUCCCACUCCUCAAGUUCAUAGUGGACCAGUAAUAAGGGGAUUCAUGUGCGACCAUCCCUACUACAACCAUGAGGAACUCGUCGGUAAUCGAACAAGUUCUAAUAACAUCAAGCUUAAUGCUGAGUAUAGGUACAGGGUCGUGCGAAUUACUGCAGUUCAAGAGAAUUGCUUUCAAGAGAAUUACUUGGAGUUCACAGUGGAAAUCUACUCUUCUGAGACUGGUGAAUGGAGAGAGUCAGUUAUAUCGAGCUCCCGAGGAUUUAGUUUUAUUCCUUAUGCUUGUACUCCAGGCGUUGCUUACAAUGGAAUGUUGUACUGGUUGUCUUCUGACGGCCUUCUUAUUGGGGUGGAUCCGUUCAACAACAUAAACAGCAGUAUUUCAACCGGUGCUAAUACCACUGGUGACAUUGUCGUCAACAACGAAUCAUGUCGUUUCGUUCAAUUCCAUAAGCCCGAAUACAACAUUGAAUAUGUUCAGUGCCUAGGUGUGUGCCAGGGGCGUCUGCGGAUGUGCCAUUACGAUAUGGAGGAUCCCUUCAAAAGAGGCAUUGUGUGUGUUUGGGAGUUGAAAGAAGUUGAAGAAGAUGAUCAGAAGGCGGAUGGAAUUGCAGGCAGAUUGAUGAAAUGGUGUUUGAUAAAAAAGCUUGUCCUGGACGAAAUGGUUGCGGAAAAUCCAGACAUUGCUAAAUGGCGGGCAGAGGCAGGAUGGUGGUGGUUAGCUAGUGUGCGGGCUUUUGACCCAAACGACGAGGAUAUUUUGUAUUUAUAUUUGGAUGAAGAUAUUGUAGCAUGCAACUUUCGUACAAGAACUUCGUUCACGAGACAGAGAACAGAUAGUGAGUUCCAUCCUUGGGCAAAGGCAAAUGCCUUCCCGCUUUCUCUCAAACGUUGGCCUACACCACUUCCUAAUUGA